AUGGCAACGUCAGCCAAUGACGGCGGCGGGCCGUCGACAGCACCCAACAUAGUGCUCCCGCCCAUAGAUCCUAACGAAGAGGCUCGAAUCAUCAGGGGCCAUCUGCGAUCCCACUCGACGCCCAGCUCACCGACAAUUCCUCGUGGCACUCGAGUUCUUGGCGCGUUGAAUGAGGAGGGCAGCGAUGCCGACGUUGAGGAGACGGCCGAUGAGGCGGCAGCCGAGGGCGAGGCGGCCAAGGUCAAGAAGAAGCGCCGGAGGAUUAGACGUCCCAAGAUGUUGAGCCCGUCGACCCAGAGCGGUGAACCCGACUCACCCGUUGGGACUCGGCGGCUGAAGAUUCUACAACGGAGAGCAACCAUGCCUGAUACGAGGAAUGUACUGUCCGAAGGCGAAGGUCGCGACCAUCUCGCUCGAGAGAAUGGCUGGGGACGCGGCUCGUCUUGGAUGGGCAGGUCCAACGACGGCGAUGAUCCGGAAAGUCCUUCUGGGGUGGCUCGACGAGGUCCUGGACACGUGCGGCGCAUAUCCAUGUUUCAUGGUGGAAUAUCCGACGGAGGUGAAGCUACGCCAAGGAGACCCUUCUUCGGGGCUGACCGAGCUUCUACAUACGGUGCACAGAAAUGGAGGCAGGUCAAAUCGACUCUCAAGCUCCUGCGGAAACCCAAGGACAACCAGUUUGACUAUUACAAAUCUGCUGAGCUGAUGGCUGAGCUACGGGCUGGUGCCCCUGCCGUGUUGAUGCUUGCUAGCAUGAUACAACGAGAUGAGCAUGGCAACAAGCGAAUCCCAGUCCUACUGGAGCAGCUGAGACUGAGAGUCACCGACAGCGCUCCGCUGGACGGAGAAGGCGAGCGCCAUUGGCUAUUCACCAUUGAGCUCGAGUAUGGAAGUGGGCCUAGCCGGAUGUGUUGGACGGUUAAGCGUACCAUAAGAGAGAUUCUUAAUCUCCACUGGAAGUAUAAACUGGGAAUUGACAACAAGAAGUAUUCGCUGACUCUGCCUGGUACACGGCCUCGGCAGCCAAGGUUCCCGACAUCCGUAUUCCCCUAUGUCAGAGGUCUGCGUGGUGUCGACGAUGAGGAAGAAGACAACGCAGCUAGUGUCCGCGGAGACGGAGACGAAACUGCAGGUUAUGGAACUGGCGGAGAGGGUGCCGCUGCAGAGGGAACUGAUGUCGAGGAGCGCGGCGUCCUCAGCAGAAGGGGUUCCCGGGUGACGCGACCAAACACCAUCGAAAACCGGCACAAACAGUCAACAACCAGCCUUCCCGGUUUGUUCCACCCGAAUCCUGACCAUCAUUAUGCGGGUAGCACAGCGGAUGCUGCACAAAUGCGGAGAAGAUACGUUGAGAAACAACGCAAAAUGCUGGAAAAGUACUUGCAGGAGACGGUCCGCUGGCUCAUGUUCCGAGCAGAUAGCAACCGCCUCUGUCGCUUCCUGGAACUGUCAGCUCUUGGAGUUAGGCUUGCUGCCGAAGGCAGCUAUCAUGGAAAAGAGUGCUUUCUUCACAUCCAGUCCGCCAAGGGUAUCGAUUUCCGGCGAGUUCUCACCCCGGGAGCUAUCCUAGAUCGGCACAGCAGAAAAUGGUUCCUUGUCCGACAAAGUUACAUUGUUUGUGUUGAGUCGCCUGAGAACAUGAACAUCUACGACGUUUACCUGGUUGACUCCAAGUUCCGGAUCAACGCCAAGAUGAACAAGCUUAGAGAGAUCGCCGCCAAGCGGACAAAGAAGGACAAGGGCAAGGAGCAAGACAUGGAUCUGUCCGGCGACCAGGCUCCCGAGAAGCAUCACCGAGUCACCAUAAUGACAUCAGAAAGGAAAGUCAAGUUGUGGUCUAGAAACCAACACCUGAUCCAGCAGUUCGAAGAAUCAAUCAACGGAAUGCUAGCGCAGACGCCUUGGCACCGAGAGAACCGGUUUGGCAGUUUUGCCCCUGUUCGACAAGGCGUAUUCGCGCAAUGGUUGGUCGAUGGAAGAGACUACAUGUGGAAUGUUUCACGCGCAAUCAACAUGGCCAAGGAUGUUAUUUACAUUCACGACUGGUGGUUGAGCCCUGAAAUCUACAUGCGUCGUCCUCCUUGCAUCAGCCAAAAGUGGCGUCUGGAUAGGUUACUUCAGCGAAAAGCAGAGGAAGGUGUCAAGAUCUUCAUCAUAAUUUACAGGAACGUCCAGCAGGCUAUACCGAUCGACUCCGAGUACACCAAGCACUCCCUGCUGAACCUCCACCCCAACAUAUUCGUCCAGAGGUCUCCCCACCAGUUCAAAAAGAACCAGUUUUUCUUUGCGCAUCACGAAAAGAUUUGUAUCGUGGACCACAUAGUGGCGUUCGUUGGCGGCAUCGAUCUGUGCUUUGGUCGUUGGGAUACGCCUCAACACCCUGUUGCCGACGAUAAGCUUACGGGCUUUGAACCUGGUGACUACCCCAAGGACACGGAUCACACGCAGGUUUUUCCAGGAAAGGAUUAUUCAAAUGCUCGUGUGCUCGACUUCUUCAGACUGAACGCGCCAUAUGAAGAAAUGUAUGACCGCAGCCGCGUCCCUAGGAUGCCUUGGCACGACGUUGCAAUGCAGGUGGUUGGGCAGCCUGCUCGCGAUCUUACCCGCCAUUUUGUACAACGUUGGAACUAUAUCCGCAGAGGCCGCAAGCCUACGCGACCCACCCCGUUCCUACUGCCUCCUCCGGACUGCAGGAAAGAAGAACUUGAAGAUCUUGGACUCACUGGUACCUGCGAGGUCCAGAUACUACGGUCUGCCGCAACUUGGUCCCUGGGUAUUACCGAAACCGAGGCCAGCAUUCAGGCCGCGUACCUUAGGCUGAUCCGUGAGUCAGAGCACUUUGUGUAUAUGGAGAAUCAAUUCUUUGUGACCGGCGGAGAGUGCAUGAACGUUCAAUUUGUCAACGGUGUUGCAGAUGCCAUUGUCGAGCGUAUCAUCAAGGCUCAUGCAAACGAUGAGGAGUGGCGCUGCGUCAUCCUCAUCCCAUUACUCCCAGGUUUCGAGGGAAGUGUCGCCGAGCAGGAUGGCAGCAGUGUUCGAUUGAUCAUGCAAUGUCAGUUCCGCAGUAUAUGUCGUGGUGACAGUUCAAUCUUCGGGCGGUUGCGAGCCGCCAACAUCGAACCCGAGGACUACAUCCAGUUUUUCAGCCUUCGACAAUGGGGACAUAUUGGUCCGAACAAGACAUUGGUCACUGAGCAACUGUACAUCCAUGCCAAGAUCAUUAUCGUCGACGACAGGAUUGCUCUCAUUGGAUCCGCCAACAUCAAUGAGCGAUCACUGUUGGGCAAUAGAGACUCUGAAUGCGCAGCUGUUGUCAGAGACAAGGAUAUGAUCUGGUCGACAAUGGCUGGUCGCCCUUACCAGGUUGGCCGGUUUGCUCACACUUUGAGAUUGCGCCUGAUGCGAGAGCAUCUUGGUCUAGAUGUCGACGAGAUCCAGGAGCAGGAGAGGCAAAUGGACCCUGACCAUGAAGAUCCCGAAGUUCGAUUUAGUCGAGACAUGGAUAGCAUCUACGGUUCCGAGUCGGAAGCAGGCCCAUCUGUAGAGAGGCCACGACAAGCUCGCUCUAAUCACAAUCGGCUCCCCAGCUUCAACCAUGAUGUGGAUUGGGAUAUGCUCAACGACGAGGAUAAUCUCGACAGAAGCUCCUCCAAGCAGAACUCGGUGAACACAGAACAAUCCGCUGCCCAGAAACGUGAGGCGAAUAGACAUGACCUAGAUCGUUGGAAGUCCGCCGAGUCACAAGGGCUGGAUCUGGGUCGCGAUAGCGCGAUUGUGAAUGGCAAAGAGGUGCUCACGCAUAACAUAUUCCCAGAGGGCAAAGGGACAAUGGAGUCUCCCAAGGUUCCGGAAGCUGCGGCCAGUAGUGUCGGGACAGAGCAGUUCCCUGCUUUCGAGGAGACUGUUAGCAACGAUGGCCUCCCGCCAGCUCCAUCUAUUAUAAGACGAACUACUGAGCAAAUGGGGCUUCCUCGUCCUAGCCAACUACCUUCACUACCUGUACUUGAUGAUACUGACAUUGGAGGACCGCCCGCAUCUUUUGAUGCGGAUGGGAAACUUCGAGAAGGGCCGGCGAGCCAAUGGGCUUAUGACAUAAGACCGGCCCAUAUCGACAAAGACUGCAUGCGUGAUCCGCUCAACCCCUCGUUUUAUGAUGAUAUCUGGUCCAGAGUAGCAGAAAACAACACCAAGAUAUACAGGCGGGUGUUCCACUGUAUGCCCGACUCUGAGGUGACGAACUGGCACGAGUACCAAGAGUUCCUAAAUUUGCAGGCGCAGUUUGAGGCAAACAUGGAAGCUUGGGGACCCGACAUAGAGGCAGAAAUGGAGCAUCAAGCCAACCCACACAAACCCCAUGCUUCAGGUGGAGCAGGCAUUGGUGCUCCUGCGCCAACGGCCAUAGCUUCUGGCUUGGCGGAGAAGGUGACGGGUCAUUUGCCGAUUGGCAAGGACUCCAGGCCCGAGGAGGCUGCGCCGAACGAGAAGACUGAAAUGGACCCCGAGACUGAGAAAAGGCCUCUCUUCACGCCCAACCACUCCCGACAAAACUCUCGUUUAGAUCGAGAAAUGGCCGCGGCAGCUGAGAGAGCCCUGCACACACCCAAGCUCGAAAUCCCUAUGGCGUUCCCCGAAAAGUCUAAGACGUCCCGGGAUCGACGACCGACGUUUGCGACUGCCGAGAAACCCGGAACAGGAUCGAGCAACAAUGCUGGCCACAACGGCGGGGGAACGCUCCCGCGACGCAAGCGUGGGAAUACCCGGGCCAGCCGGCGUGGAUUCCAGCCGGACCAGGUAAUGAGCAAACCCGAGGCGGAGGAGAUGCUAGGAAUGCUCCAGGGGACCCUAGUGCAAUUCCCUUACGAUUGGCUCGUGGUUGAGGAGAGCAAUGGAAACUGGCUCUAUCAGGCCGACUUGGUUGCUCCGCUGCAGAUCUACAACUGA
Pyricularia pennisetigena is the source of this 4941-nucleotide messenger RNA. RefSeq lists its product as uncharacterized. The record is from RefSeq and is a predicted model, not a curated record. Bases 1 to 4941 code for a protein of 1646 amino acids. The transcript is spliced from 2 exons. Gene Ontology annotation, biological process: cell motility; phosphatidic acid biosynthetic process; intracellular signal transduction. Gene Ontology annotation, molecular function: D-type glycerophospholipase activity. Lineage: Eukaryota; Fungi; Ascomycota; Sordariomycetes; Magnaporthales; Pyriculariaceae.